This is a messenger RNA of Megachile rotundata (alfalfa leafcutting bee), 1638 nucleotides long. RefSeq names its product Phosphatidylglycerophosphate synthase 1 (gene PGS1). The record is from RefSeq and is a predicted model, not a curated record. NCBI's taxonomy places the organism in Eukaryota, Metazoa, Arthropoda, Insecta, Hymenoptera, Megachilidae. Gene Ontology annotation, biological process: cardiolipin biosynthetic process. Gene Ontology annotation, molecular function: CDP-diacylglycerol-glycerol-3-phosphate 3-phosphatidyltransferase activity. Gene Ontology annotation, cellular component: mitochondrion.
GGGAACAGUCCUACGCAAUUUAAAAUAUUUAUUAAUGUUUCAUUAUAUUCGAAGAUUCACUCAUGCAUAGUUUGAUUGGUAAAAAUUUAAAACGGUUUCAUACAAAGAGGCUGUUAAUAAAUGAUCAAGGAGAAUCAAGACUGUCUUGUUUGCCUGCAAUAACAAAUAUUGCACAAAUUAGUAUGUUAGCGGAAGAGAGAGAUUUAGAAGUGGAAACAGUACAGCCGGAAUUUCAUAUAUUAUCUUGGUUGUACAAAUGUGCACCUUGUUUUCCUGUCAAUGGAUCAAAGAUUAAAAUAAUUCAUGAACCAAGCAUAUUUUAUUCCACUCUUGUUGAGAAAUGUAAAAAUGCGAAGAAGAGAAUAACAUUUGCAUCAUUAUAUUUAGGCACAGGAAAAUUAGAAUCUAAUUUAGUGGAAGCUAUCGAUCAGGCUUUAGACAUAAAUAAUGGUAACAUUGAAGUAAAAAUUUUGUUAGAUUUUAUGAGGGGAUCUAGAGGUACAUUAAACUCGCGGAAAAUGUUGGAGCCAUUACUUAAUGGAAAAUAUGGUCAUUCUUGUCAAAUUUUUCUUUAUCACACUCCUAAACUUCGUGGAUUUCUAAAAAUGGUUAUACCAGAUCGUUUCAAUGAAUUAGUAGGAUUACAGCACAUGAAACUGUAUAUGAUAGAUAAUGAUAUAAUAAUUAGCGGUGCUAAUCUUAGUAAUGAUUACUUUACAAACCGGCAAGACCGUUAUUUUCUAAUCGAAGAUUGUAAAGAUCUCUGUGAUUUCUAUAAUGAACUAGUCGAAAGAGUAGGAAACUUCAGUUUUGUACUUCAACCAGAUGGAACUACAGUAUUAAACUCUGCCAUAAAAAUCCAUCCUCUCAAAACACCUGCAAAGUUCAUUCAACAUGCGGCGAAUAGCAUGAAAACUCUGUUCCAAAGGGAAAUAGAAGAUCGUUCUGAUUUUGAAAAUCUAGGAAAAGAUUUCGACACAGAUACUUGGAUCUUUCCUUUGAUACAAAUGGGUCAAUUAAAUAUUUAUCACGACAGUCAGAUAACACUGAAAAUGCUGGAGACUACGCCUCCAGGGGCAACAUUAAAAUUGGCAACUGGUUACUUUAAUUUAACUUCCGAAUACACUAACGCGUUACUUAAACACUGUCAGGGAACAUGUCACCUCUUGACUGCGCAUCCAACUACCAAUGGUUUCUUUACGGCAAAAGGCGUGGCAGGAGGUAUUCCAGCAGCAUACACAAAAAUUGAAAAGUCAUUUAUGGACUACUGUAACAAACUAGGACAACAAAAUAGAGUAACUUUAUGGGAGUUUGUUAAGCCAGGCUGGACAUAUCAUGCAAAAGGAUUAUGGUAUUCGUUACCAUAUCAAGAAAAGCCUUGUCUUACUCUUAUUGGAUCCCCUAAUUUUGGUUACAGAUCAGUUAGGAGAGAUUUAGAAACUCAAAUUGCAGUUGUGACAAAAAAUGAACAGUUACAAAACAAAUUACAAAAGGAACAUGAACGUUUAUUUUCAUGCGCGAAGCGAGUGACGAAUCGAACAUUUCUCGAACGUGACAGAAUACCGCCUGCGUGGGUAUCUGCUGCCGUUGUUUUGUUUAGGUAUUACUUUUAAACACGAGUCAUUUGUAUAAAAUAUC